This is a messenger RNA of Entamoeba histolytica HM-1:IMSS, 321 nucleotides long. RefSeq lists its product as uncharacterized. The record is from RefSeq and is a predicted model, not a curated record. Lineage: Eukaryota; Evosea; Mastigamoebida; Endamoebidae. The transcript has a single exon. Bases 1 to 321 code for a protein of 106 amino acids.
AUGACAACCAUUAAAGACAUGAUAGCUGACCACGCUAUGGGUAAAUUUGUAUCUAUGGAUGCAGAUGAACUCAUAGAAACAAUGGUCAAAUUAGUAAACUCUGUAGAAGAAUACACCAAGGAAGAUGAAUUAAAAGGAUUAAAGAAGCCAUAUUGGAGCUUGGUGUAUAGAAUAGCCAGAAAGAAAGGAUUAAUGUGGGAUAAACCACAGAUUAAAAAAGUAAAAACACCAGAAGUAGCUAAAAAAGAAUACAAGAAUAGAUUUAUAAUAAAAGAUAAAAAGAAAGAAGAAGAAAGUAAACCAAAGAAAGAAGAUAAUUAA